Molecule: messenger RNA, 667 nt
Organism: Strongylocentrotus purpuratus (purple sea urchin)
Lineage: Eukaryota; Metazoa; Echinodermata; Echinoidea; Camarodonta; Strongylocentrotidae
Product: macrophage mannose receptor 1-like
Exons: 5
Coding region: 1-627 (208 amino acids)
Source: RefSeq, a predicted model, not a curated record
AUGGGAGAUGGAAAAUAUUUUGAUGACGCCGAGACGGAGUGCACGAACAACGGUGGAAGAUUGGCAAUUAUUGGAUUAGCAGAACUUAAUACGUUCCUAACAUCGAUUGUAUCGCCUGCCCAUUCAUCGCCUUCUUGUUACUGGUUCGGUCUAAGUCGAAGCGCGGAUGCUGAGCCAUUCACCUGGAUUGAUGAAACUCAAAUAAGUAACCCUAUCUGGGCUCCUGAUGAGCCGGGUACUUCUACCGUGCGAACCUGCGCGUGUUUGUGGUCUGAUGGAAAUGACGCGAACAGGCAUGGCCAAUGGGACAGUAGAUCUUGUAAUGACACACAGCCGUACAUUUGUGAAAGACCACAAGUACCAACUGGACAAUGGACAGAUAUUCCAGGAGUGCUUAACGUACAGUAUUACGUGUCAACCUUCUCAACAAACUAUUUCAACGCAUCGGAAUAUUGCCAACAAACAGGUGGACAGCUCGCGCAGUUAAAAACAUCAACUAUCAAUUCAGCAGUGAGAAAUCAAUUUGGGAAUAUUGGAGACGGAAGAUUUUGGUUUGGGCUUGAGGAUCUGAGCAAGGAAGGCGAUUUCCGAUGGGCUGAUGGAACGCUGUUAAGAAAUACAGGGUAAGAUGACAUUGUAUUCUCUCUCUCUCUCCCUCCCCCUCCUA